Messenger RNA from Ziziphus jujuba (common jujube), 3872 nucleotides. Its product is annotated as suppressor of RPS4-RLD 1. The record is from RefSeq and is a predicted model, not a curated record. Bases 323 to 3502 code for a protein of 1059 amino acids. Gene Ontology annotation, molecular function: protein binding. NCBI's taxonomy places the organism in Eukaryota, Viridiplantae, Streptophyta, Magnoliopsida, Rosales, Rhamnaceae. The transcript has 24 exons. Gene Ontology annotation, biological process: negative regulation of DNA-templated transcription.
AGGCACACGUGUGGUUCGCACGCAUGAACACAUCCCACCGCAUCGCUCCCUUUUCUCCCCACACACCCGUUUCCUUCCUCUCCUUCCUUUCCUUCGCAUUUCCAGCUUAGUCAGUUUCAAGUUUCAACCCUGCAUUUAUUUUUUCAUUUUCUUUUUCUUUUUCUCUUCCUUUUUAAUUUUCCCAUUCUACCCCCACUUUUCCAGAGCCGUUGAAACAAAGAAAGGAAUAGAGAGAAAAAGGAAAGACAGAUACAAAUCGCGAAGAGGCACUUCUCGAUCCGUCCGAGCCGACUCAACUCGUCCCCGUUUCCGGUGAUUCACUAUGGUUUCCGCUAUCUCCGAGAGAGUAGAGCUAGCCAAGCUCUGUAGCUCCCGUGACUGGUCCAAGGCAAUCCGAGUCCUUGACUCGCUUCUCGCGCAGUCUUUUGCUAUCCAAGACAUCUGUAAUCGAGCCUUCUGUUAUAGCCAAUUGGAGCUCCAUAAGCAUGUGAUUAAGGAUUGCGAUAAGGCGCUUCAGCUUGACCCCACGCUUCUUCAAGCUUACAUUCUCAAAGGUCGCGCAUUUUCUGCUUUGGGAAGGAAAGACGAAGCUCUUUUGGUGUGGGAGAAAGGUCAUGAGCAUGCUCUCAAUCAAUCUGCUGAUCUAAAGCAAUUGCUGGAACUGGAAGAGCUUCUAACAGCUGCGAAACAGGAAAGAAGUAUCACACCUGAAAUUCAUGCAACAGAGUCUGAUUCAUCUAUGCUGGCAUCUGAAUCUGGACCUCCUAUCAGUGACAAGUCAAGUGAAACAUUUGAGAAUCAUCAUUCUCUGAGCGGUCAUUCUAAAUUAAGCUGUGAGCCAAGGGAUGCAUCUGAGGUCCAGAGUAAAUCCAGUGACAAUUUUGAAUUGUGUAAUGGAACAAAAGAUAAAGCUAGAGGGAAGGAACAUUUUGAAUCGUGUAAUGGAACAAAAGAUAAAGCUAGAGGGAAGGAACAUUUUGGUAGCCAAACAAAUGGGAAUCAUUAUAUUCAUGAUAAAUCGAGCUAUGAGUCUGAAUCGUCUAAUGACUCAAGUGAUACAUGUAAUGAAUUAUCUAUAGUAUGCAGCAGCUCAAGUGAUUUAAGUCAAAACUCCAGCAAGAUGAGCAAUAAAUUUGAGACAACUUGUGGUGAAAUGAUUAACGAGUCCAAGAAAAAUAAAAAGUUCUGUGUCGCUAGGAUUACAAAGUCCAAAUCAAUCAGUGUGGAUUUUCGACUUUCCAGGGGUAUAGCGGAGGUUAAUGAGGGGAAAUAUGCUCAUGCUAUAUCAAUCUUUGACCAGAUAUUGAAAGAGGAUCCUAAUUACCCUGAGGCACUGAUAGGAAGAGGAACAGCGUAUGCAUUCCAACGAGAACUAGAGUCUGCAAUAACUGAUUUUACAAAGGCCAUACAAGUGAAUCCAUCAGCUUGUGAGGCAUGGAAGCGUAGAGGGCAGGCUCGAGCCGCAUUGGGAUUAUUUGUUGAGGCCAUUGAAGACUUGUCCAAGGCAUUAGAAUUUGAACCAAACUCAGCAGAUAUUCUACAUGAAAGGGGAAUUGUCAAUUUCAAGUUCAAGGAUUUCUAUGCUGCUGUAGAUGACCUAUCUGCAUGUGUAAUUCUUGAUAAGGAUAACACAUCGGCAUUAACAUAUUUGGGUUUGGCAUUAUCUUCAAUUGGUGAAUACAAACGGGCUGAGGAGGCACAUUUGAAAUCAAUCCAACUGGAUCGGAAUUUUGUUGAGGCAUGGGGACAUCUAACUCAGUUCUACCAAGAUAUGGCAAACCCAGCCAAGGCUUUGGAAUGUAUUCAGCAAGUGCUGCAAAUUGAUGCAAGGUUCUCAAAGGCAUAUCACUUGCGUGGGCUACUUCUCCAUGCGAUGGGAGAGCACAGGAAAGCCAUCAAAGAUUUGUCUACUGAGUUGAGCAUUGAGAGUGCUAACGUUGAGUGUUUGUAUUUGCGAGCUUCCUGCCAUCAUGCUAUUGGAGAAUAUAAGGAGGCUGUCAAGGAUUAUGAUGCUGCACUAGAUUUGGAGCUAGAUUCGAUGGAAAAGUUUGUGCUCCAAUGCCUGGCCUUUUAUCAGAAAGAGAUUGCUUUAUACACAGCUUCAAAGAUCAACACCGAAUUUUGCUGGUUUGAUAUUGAUGGUGAUUUAGAUCCACUUUUCAAGGAGUAUUGGUGUAAACGGUUGCACCCCAAAAAUGUAUGUGAAAAAGUUUACAGGCAACCUCCCCUACGAGAAUCUUUGAAGAAGGGGAAGCUUAGAAAGCAAGAUUUCGCUGUGACAAAGCAUAAGACUGUUCUUCUACAGGCUGCCAAUUCAAUAGGCAGGAGAAUCCAAUAUGAUUGCGCUGGCUUCUUGCCAAAUAGGCGUCAGCAUCGUAUGGCGGGAUUGGCUGCUAUUGAAAUUGCACAGAAGGUUUCAAAAGCUUGGCGUUCCUUGCGAGCGGAAUGGAGAUAUUCUAAUAAAGGCACAACUAAAUCUGGUAAGCGGGCCCGUAGAAGGGAAAGAAUCAAUAUGCCCAGCCAGAACAGGGGUGGUGCUGGCUGUAGUACUAGCAGCUCAUCGGAGACCUCGUCUUCAUAUGGCACUGCAGAAGAUAAAUCAUUUGGAUAUUCUAUAAUGUCAUGGCAAGAUGUUUACUCGUUGGCUGUUAGAUGGAGACAAAUCUCUGAACCUUGCGAUCCUGUUUUGUGGAUUAACAAGUUAAGUGAAGAGUUCAAUGCUGGAUUUGGUUCUCACACACCAUUGAUUCUUGGACAAGCUAAAGUUGUUCGCUAUUUCCCAAAUUUUGAGAGAACAUUGGAUGUUGCGAAGACUGUCAUGAAGGAUAAGUCGUAUGUCUAUAACAAGGCAGAUGGCAUCAUUGACCUAUCCAGAGAUGGGAUAUUGCAAGAUAUUAUGCAAGCAAAAUCCUGUUCUGAUCUUUACAAAAUUGUUGGCGAGGACUUUUGGUUGGCUACGUGGUGCAAUAGUACUGCCUUUGAGGGGAAGCAACUUGAAGGAACAAGAAUUACCUUAGUGAAAAUGGGAGAGAAUGGAUUUGACUUUGCUAUCAGAACACCUUGCACACCUGCUAGGUGGGAUCAGUUUGAUAGAGAAAUGACAAUGGCAUGGGAGGCUGUAUGUAAUGCUUAUUGUGGUGAAAAUUAUGGAUCUACCGACUUCGAUGUGCUUGAAAAUGUGAGAGAUGCAAUUUUAAGGAUGACAUAUUACUGGUACAAUUUUAUGCCACUUUCAAGAGGCACAGCUGCAGUUGGGCUUGUGGUUAUGCUUGGAUUAUUUCUUGCUGCUAACAUGGAGUUCACCGGAAACAUCCCAAAAGGUCUGCAGGUUGAUUGGGAAGCUAUUCUGAACUUUGAUCCAAGCUACUUUGCAGAUUCUGUAAAAAGCUGGUUGUAUCCAUCUCUUAAAAUAACAACAUCCUGGAAAGAUUAUCCCGACGUGGCAUCAACUUUUGCAACAACAGGAUCAGUUGUUGCUGCUCUUAGUUCCUAUAAUGAUUGAGCUUGCUUUAAAUCCUUAAGAGAACAUUUGGCAAUUGGUUUUCUUCUCAAAGUUGACUUUAGUGUACGUUGGACCCGUAGAGAAAGGGCAGGUUAACUUACCUCGAGAUGUCUCUCCACUUCCCCUGCUUAGCGCUUUGUAAACAUGUCCCUGUUGUAUGUUUGAUUAAUUAAUAAUUGUACAGUACUCUGGGCCAAUAAAAUUUGCCAUUUCUUUUCAUUUUUCUUUGGGCUUGAUAAUUUAGCAUUCUAUUCGAAGGUCAAAAUAGGAUUUGCUCUACUUCGUAAGAAAUAUUUCAUCUGUUUUCUCAGCCAUUACUUAAUUGGAACUGACAUGUUUGUGCAAUUGAAACUUUAACUUGUUAUGAUUA